AUGCGCUGGGAGCUAUUUGAACAUGUUCACUGGACUGAACUCAUGCAACCAUGUGUAAGGCCUCAGAGAGUUGGCUUGAAAUUCCCAAAGCCCGACUUUACCUAUGGAUUUCCCAUCAUCGACCCAGACGAUCCCGUUCACAAGAAAUACGCAAAUCACCGUUCGGUCAAGAAUUUCUCCAUCCCAGUCCUACACAAUCUCAGAAAAGAAAAGGGCUUGAUAUCCUCUCCAGGAACGGCGUUGGGGCGAUGGAAAGGUACAAUGGGGAUGCUCAAUGCAGCAGAUCUAAUGUGCUUUCCUUGGGCUGUCGUCGAGGUAAAGCCUGCUGGUGCGAAUCCCGGGGCCAUAAACUACUGUUAUUGUCAAGUUGCAAAUGCUUCCGCUGCUGCUCUUAUCUUUCGAGAGGAACUGCUGCAGUCAGCUUCGAAAAAGACUGAUCCUAACCCGGAUGCUCUUGUCAUCUUCUCUUUCACCUGCAUUGGUCUCGACGUCAGGCUCUGGUUCACAUACAGGACAGAAGAGAAAGUUAUUGUGAAAUGUGUGUGGGCCACUUCGCUGAAGCUCUUAUGGGGUGUCUUUGCUCUACGCAUGAUUAUUCAGAACAUGUGUGAAUGGGUAAACGGAGAUGUCAGACUUGAGCUUGUUACUUGGAUCGAGCGUGCAAGAGGAUUUAAACCAAGCGAGGUUUUCCUCUACCCCAGCGGUAGCCCUGUCGAGCUGAGUACACCUACUACAUCCAGUCAAGCACAAUCUGGAAGCCUGCAGGGCAACUAUCUUGGUUUGCCAAAAAACCCCAGUGCACCACAAUCUAAGGAUCUGUACGACCCUUUCAUUGGUUCACGCAGGCAGCCCAGUGCAUCAAAAUCUGGAGGUCUGUUCAAAGAUUAUCUUGCUUCAAUGAGACGGCCUAGUCCAGCACAAUCGAGAAGUCUGCAAGGAACUCCUCUUGACUCAACAAAACGGCCCAACGCGCCAAGCCAUACGUCUAGUACAUCCAAGACCUCCAACCGCACGUCUAGUACACCCAAGAGUUUGGUAUUAGUUAUGUAG
This is a messenger RNA of Exserohilum turcica Et28A, 1050 nucleotides long. RefSeq lists its product as uncharacterized. The coding region runs from base 1 to 1050 and encodes 349 amino acids. The transcript is spliced from 3 exons. The record is from RefSeq and is a predicted model, not a curated record. Lineage: Eukaryota; Fungi; Ascomycota; Dothideomycetes; Pleosporales; Pleosporaceae.